Molecule: messenger RNA, 1739 nt
Organism: Lates calcarifer (barramundi perch)
Lineage: Eukaryota; Metazoa; Chordata; Actinopteri; Centropomidae
Gene: grxcr1a
Product: glutaredoxin and cysteine rich domain containing 1 a
Exons: 4
Coding region: 575-1465 (296 amino acids)
Biological process (GO): sensory perception of sound
Source: RefSeq, a predicted model, not a curated record
UUUGUGUUUGUGGUGUGUGUUUAGAGCUGGGCGGCUGUGGGGUGUUCAGCAGUCUGACAUUUUAAUCACUCAUCCGCUCAUUUUUGUUUUAAAUGAAAAACCUCACCUACAUUAACAAUAUGAGUGUCAUAAAUCUUAAAACGUGGCUGAUGCAGACGCAGUUUUUGCCUCUCAGCGUCGGGCUGUCAUCUGAGCCCAAGAGAGAGACAAAUGUUUGUUUGUUUGAUUAAAGCAUAUGAAGUCAGGCCAUUAAAAGUCCUCUGUCAAAGCUUUGGUGAAAACUGUGUAAACUGUGAUGAAUAAUUCAAAGACAACUAUCAUUUUACUUGAGAUAAGCUUGCUGGGUUGCCAUGGUAGAGAUGCAUGUAUUAUUUACUGGCAGUGUGAGUCUGACUGUAAGGCAGCUUACAGGCUCUCGGUCGUUUUUAGAUCUGUUCAAACUGCGAGGAUUAAACGUGGUAGUAAUCCAUGGGAAACAAAACAGUGUGUCUGAGCUGCACACUUACCUCUGAAUGAGAAGUGAGGAGCUACACUGCAGCGUUGUGGACCAUGUAAUGUAGCAGAGGGUUUUACAAUGGAGGAGACAAUACUGACGGCGGGGCAGGAGAAGCCACAGAAGCGGGUGAGGUUCCGCGUGGCUUCGGGGAACAGCGGCCGGGUGCUGAAGGAGAUGUUCAAGGAUGAGGGGCCUUCAGACUCCCUGGAUUCAGACUGCACCAGCAGCUCUGACGCCGACCGGGCCAGUACCCCCUCCACAAGCGGGGACGCACACGGGCACCUGUACGGAUACCUGGGCUCCGAGCUGGAUGACAGUGAGAGUGAACCUGAUGAUCUGCUCCUGUAUGCGGGGGCCACCAAGGACUGGACGUUCACCACCAAGAGAGUCAACAUACUCAGUAAAAAUGGGACUGUGAGGGGGGUCAAGCAUAAAGUCAGCGCAGGUCAGACGCUGUUUGAAAACCUUCCCAGUACCAACAGUAUGGAGUUAUUGCUUGAGUUCGGGCGGAUUGUGAUCUACACAACGAGCUUCCGCGUGGUGAGGACCACCUUUGAACGCUGUGAGCUGGUCAGGAAGAUUUUCCAGAACCACAGGAUGAAGUUUGUGGAGAAGAACAUCGCCCUGGACAGUGAGUACGGGAAGGAGCUGGAGGAGCGGUGCAAACGUGUGGGAGAACCUCCUUCAUUACCAGUCGUGUUCAUUGAUGGACACUACCUCGGGGGUGCUGAGAAAAUACUCGGCAUGAAUGAAUCAGGAGAGCUUCAAGAUCUUCUGACAAAAAUUGAGAGGGUACAGCAGCCCCAGACGUGCCAGACCUGUGGGGGCUUUGCCUUCAUCCCAUGUCCAAUGUGCCAUGGCAGCAAGAUGUCCGUGUUUCGCAACUGCUUCACGGAUUCCUUCAAAGCCCUCAAGUGCACUUCCUGCAACGAGAACGGUCUGCAGCCCUGUGUGAGCUGCAGCCAGUGAGGAUUAAAUGUGCCUGACCCAACAUCCUUACGUCUCUCUCUGGAACCUUACACAGGACUGAACUGGACUGCAACACAGGCAGUGAACUGGAACACAGCUGGACUCUUCUUCCAUGGCCAUUGUUAGUUUAAGAAAAAAAGGAAUUUGUAAUAAAAUCUGUGAAUUUGUGGAUUUGGUAUUGGUGCUAUGUUGAAUCGACAUGUGAUUCAUGAUAGGAAUGUGUUAAUUUUUUAUUUUAUACAGCAAAUAAGAUCAGGUUUCUCUCAUUAGAUUA